Messenger RNA from Propithecus coquereli (Coquerel's sifaka), 1485 nucleotides. It is a transcript of the gene PIGC, whose product is annotated as phosphatidylinositol glycan anchor biosynthesis, class C. The coding region runs from base 296 to 1189 and encodes 297 amino acids. The record is from RefSeq and is a predicted model, not a curated record. Gene Ontology annotation, cellular component: membrane; glycosylphosphatidylinositol-N-acetylglucosaminyltransferase (GPI-GnT) complex. The transcript is spliced from 2 exons. Gene Ontology annotation, biological process: GPI anchor biosynthetic process. NCBI's taxonomy places the organism in Eukaryota, Metazoa, Chordata, Mammalia, Primates, Indriidae.
AGUCGUCACCCCCGGCGCCCCGGACGGGAAGGAGGCGGACGGCCGCCCUCCGCCGGCCGCGCACCCCUAGGAGCUCACGGGCAGGAACUUGGCUGUAUUGUCCUGUCUCAGAGAACAAACUCAUCUAUUGCAGGCCUAGCCUGUGUUGCUGCCUUUGAAAACAAGGAAAGGUCGGUAGAAUAUCAACCACAGCAUGGAAUUUCCAGAGAGGUCUUGUUUCAAAACUUCGUAAAGAAUGAACCACAUGGACCUCUGCGAAAGAGAUUGAACUGGCCUGAGUUUGAGGGAAGGGAUAAUGUGUGCCCAACCUGUAACUAACACCAAGGAAGCCAAGUGGCAGAAGGUCUUGUAUGAGCGACAGCCUUUCCCUGAUAACUACGUGGACCAGCGGUUCCUGGAAGAACUCCGGAAAAACAUCUAUGCUCGGAAAUACCAGUAUUGGGCUGUAGUAUUUGAGUCUAGCGUGGUAAUACAGCAGUUGUGCAGUGUCUGUGUUUUUGUGGUUAUCUGGUGGUACAUGGAUGAGGGUGUUCUGGCCCCCCAGUGGCUUUUUGGGACUGGCCUGGCUUCUUCACUGAUUGGGUAUGUUUUGUUUGAUCUUCUCGAUGGAGGUGAAGGACGGGAGAAGAGUGGGCGGACCCGGUGGGCUGACCUGAAGAGCGCUCUCGUCUUCAUUACUUUCACUUACGGCUUUUCGCCAGUGCUGAAGACCUUGACAGAGUCUGUCAGCACUGACACCAUCUAUGCCAUGUCAGCCUUCAUGCUGUUAGGCCACCUCAUCUUCUUCGACUAUGGUGCCAAUGCUGCCAUUGUGUCCAGCACACUGUCCUUGAACAUGGCCAUCUUUGCUUCUGUCUGCCUGGCCUCACGCCUUCCCCAGUCCCUGCAUGCCUUCAUCAUGGUGACCUUUGCCAUCCAGAUUUUUGCCCUGUGGCCCAUGUUACAGAAGAAACUGAAGGCAUGUACUCCCCGCAGCUAUGUGGGGGUCACUCUGCUGUUUGCGUUUUCAGCCUUGGGAGGCCUGCUGUCCAUUAGUGUUGUGGGAGCCAUACUCUUUGCCCUGCUGCUGAUUUCCAUCUCAUGUCUCUGUCCUUACUACCUCAUUCGCCUGCAGCUUUUUAAAGAAAACAUUCAUGGACCUUGGGAUGAAGCUGAAAUCAAAGAAGACUUGUCCAGAUUCCUCAGAUGAGUUAGGGACCUCCAUCACAUUAUUAAGGCAAACCAAUAGACUAGCCUCCUAAGUAGUAUAAAAUUUGAAGACAGAGUUCCAUUCUGGAAGCAGCAUGCUGGUGUGGGUGAGCGAACGGAAAUCAAAAGAAAAAGAUUUACCAAAUUCUUGGAUGGUGAAGGUGCUUAUCCUUUCUGUUAUUUUGUGGAUGAAAAAGCUCUCUGGGGCCCCCUUGAAUUAUUGCCUCUCAUUUAUUAUCUGCAGUAACAAAUGACGUAAUGUGGUUUCUAUUAAAAAAAUAAGAACACAUCCAUCAA